GCUUGUGGGAUUAUAGUGGAACUAAUCAAAAGCAAGAAAAUGGCUGGCAGAGCUGUGCUGUUGGCCGGGCCUCCUGGAACUGGCAAGACUGCUCUGGCUUUAGCUAUUGCUCAGGAGCUGGGAAGUAAAGUCCCCUUUUGCCCUAUGGUGGGGAGUGAGGUCUAUUCCACCGAGAUCAAGAAGACAGAAGUUCUAAUGGAAAACUUCCGACGUGCAAUUGGGCUGAGGAUUAAAGAGACCAAGGAGGUUUAUGAAGGAGAAGUCACAGAACUAACUCCAUGUGAGACUGAAAAUCCUAUGGGAGGAUAUGGCAAAACCAUCAGCCACGUAAUUAUAGGACUCAAAACUGCAAAGGGAACCAAACAGUUGAAGCUGGACCCAAGCAUAUUUGAAAGCUUGCAGAAGGAGCGAGUGGAAACGGGUGAUGUUAUUUACAUUGAAGCAAACAGUGGAGCCGUCAAGAGGCAAGGCAGGUGUGAUAUCUAUGCUACGGAAUUUGACCUUGAAGCUGAAGAGUAUGUUCCCUUGCCAAAGGGUGAUGUGCACAAGAAAAAGGAAAUUAUUCAGGAUGUCACUCUGCAUGACUUGGAUGUGGCCAAUGCUCGACCUCAGGGUGGUCAAGACAUCCUUUCUAUGAUGGGACAAUUGAUGAAGCCUAAGAAAACUGAAAUUACUGACAAACUUCGAGGAGAGAUCAAUAAGGUGGUAAAUAAAUACAUUGAUCAAGGCAUUGCAGAGCUAGUCCCAGGUGUGCUUUUUAUAGAUGAAGUUCACAUGCUGGAUAUUGAGUGUUUCACAUACUUGCACCGAGCACUGGAAUCUUCUAUUUCACCUAUUGUCAUCUUUGCUUCCAAUCGAGGAAACUGCAUUAUCAGAGGCACAGAGGAUAUAGUGUCUCCUCAUGGACUACCACGGGAUCUGCUGGACAGAGUGAUGAUUAUCCGAACCAUGCUGUAUACACCCCAAGAAAUGAAGCAGAUCAUAAAACUUCGUGCUCAGACAGAAGGAAUUAAUAUUAGCGAAGAAUCUCUAAACCAUUUAGGGGAAAUUGGUACCAAGACAACCUUAAGGUAUGCUGUGCAGUUACUGACCCCAGCUAACGUGCUUGCCAAGACUAAUGGGAAAGACAGCAUUGAGAAAGAGCAUAUUGAAGAAAUAAAUGAACUUUUCUAUGAUGCCAAAUCCUCAGCAAAAAUCUUGGCUGAUCAACAGGAGAAGUACAUGAAAUGAAGAGUUUAUCAUGUUAGAUGCUUUGAAGUAGCUUUAACCAUUAUACCCAGGUCUGGCUUAGUUACUGUUACAUGUUAAUGGUUUGUCUCUUUUGGGACAGAAAAAAUACUGAAAUGUUGGACUGCUUUCUCAGGGCCUAUUAGCCAGCAUUCCUAUCUCGUUAUCACCAAUAAGAUGCUCUGUGGUGUCUGUGUAACAUCUUAGUCUUCCUUUUACGAGCAUAUAUAUGGAAUGAAUAGCACUUGGCCCACCAGUUUUCUCUUUGGAUUUCAUUACAGAAGAGCUGCAACUGAAGCUGAUGCUUAAGAGCAGACUAUGUUCUUUAUGAAUGUUGUUUAAAAUAGUUUCCUUUUACAGUUGAGAACAUUUGUUUUUGAAUCAAAGUUUGUCUGAAGUGUUCUAUAAUAAAACAUUUCAAGAAUAUUGGAA
This is a messenger RNA of Merops nubicus (carmine bee-eater), 1659 nucleotides long. RefSeq names its product RuvB-like AAA ATPase 1 (gene RUVBL1). Gene Ontology annotation, molecular function: DNA helicase activity; ATP binding; ATP hydrolysis activity. The record is from RefSeq and is a predicted model, not a curated record. The transcript is spliced from 10 exons. Lineage: Eukaryota; Metazoa; Chordata; Aves; Coraciiformes; Meropidae. The annotation marks the transcript as partial. Gene Ontology annotation, biological process: chromatin remodeling; regulation of transcription by RNA polymerase II; box C/D snoRNP assembly. Gene Ontology annotation, cellular component: NuA4 histone acetyltransferase complex; Ino80 complex; R2TP complex.